Gossypium raimondii (Peruvian cotton) is the source of this 1433-nucleotide messenger RNA. RefSeq lists its product as uncharacterized. The record is from RefSeq and is a predicted model, not a curated record. The transcript is spliced from 2 exons. NCBI's taxonomy places the organism in Eukaryota, Viridiplantae, Streptophyta, Magnoliopsida, Malvales, Malvaceae. The coding region runs from base 148 to 603 and encodes 151 amino acids.
GGGAAAGGUCAAUACCUACAAGCUAGUUAGUAACUCCACGAAACAUUUUAUUUUUAGUGAAGAACGUGAACAUACUUGAAACCAAAACCAUUUUCCUUUCCUUUUUUUUCAUUUUUUUUAAAAAGUAAGUUGUUUAGAAAUUGAAGAAUGAUGAACAAACCACGCUGCAGAAGAAGCUCUACUUUGGUUCUUCUCUGGAUCAUCGUUUUUUGGCACCAAAUAUUAUCAGUAGUUUGCGAAAGAGUGCAGCAGCAGUUCAACAAUGAAGAUCAGAAACUAUCUUUCUUUCAAUUAUUAUCAACCUCCAUUGAUUUGUUCAAGAGAUCUCAUCUAUCUUUUUGGCAAAACUUCAAAUCCGUUAUCUAUCAAUUCCAGUUGCACUUCGCCCCUCCAAAUCUUGAUUUUAGAAGGAGGGACACAAUAGAAGGAAAGGAAUCAGAGAGUGUGCGAGAAAAUAUGAAAGAAGCAGUGAAGAAGAGCAUUAGAACAGGAGAAGCAGCACUUAAAGGAACUGCGAAAUCAGCUGCAAAAGUUGUUCAAAAGACUGCUGAUAAGGUCAAGAAGAAAAAGAACACAGUCUCUCAAUCUCAUGAUGAGCUUUAGAUUUUUACACGCAUUUUCACUGUUAGUAAAAAGCUUUUAUGAUAUUUUUACAGGUAAAAAAAAAUCCAAAAAAGGAAAAAACUAAAAAUUUUGUUUUUUCGACUCCAAAACAUACUUCUAAUUAAAAUUCAUUUUAGAAAUUUAAACUCAAAGAAGAACUUUAGAGAAAAUAGCUUUUACUUUUAUUAUUUAAAACAUUUUUUGUUAAAAUUUCAAUUUAUCUUCCCUACCAUAUAGUAAAGUAAUUUAGGUGAGUUUAUCGUUUUAAGUAAAUUAUAAUUUUUGUUAAGUGAAUUUCUUAAUAAUAAACACUCUUUCUCUAUCUUUGAUGGAACAUGCAUUCUUGAUUCCCUUGUCAAUCCCUUUGUCAUCUUAUAAAAUAUCAAAUUCAAGAUCAAGAUUCAUGAUUCAUGAUUUAUUCAUCUUGAUUUGAUUCAAUAUUAUAGUCCAACUCGACUCCAUUCAAAUAUGCUCCUAAAUCGAACUCAUCACUCUAACCCGAACUCAAAGCCCUCACAAGAAAAGUUAGGAUUCGAACACUUAACCCAACCAUAAGCUCUAAAAAGUCGAAUGAAAUUUGCCCAAUAGUUUAUUAUCACAUCAAGCUACUGGAGAAUGUAGGACAAUCUCAAGUAUAAGUUCUUCAAAACGAAUCGAAUUGACCGAAAUAUCCAUGAAAAACCGAAUUAACUGAACCAAACUUAGUAUGUUUUCUUAGGUAUUUUAGUUUUCUCACUGACAUUAGGUUGGGUUUGAAAACUUUAAUUGAAUAUGGAUACGUUUAAAUAUAAAAAAUAAUAUAAUUUAUUCAUUUCUUUAAAAUUAAAUGU